GUUGCCGUAAGUUACCAAACAUCUGCCUUGUAUUUAUUUGGCGGUACAGUUUUGAGAGAAGUCCAGCAAAAGUUCACCUUUUUAAAGGAAAUACAGAAACUAUCGACACAUUUUUCGCAAUGGCAUCUUUGCGGCGUGGGAUGGACCAGGCGUACCAGGACCGGAUGCGGACGGAGAACCGGCGCCAGGAGGAGCUGCGGGAGGACCGCAUGAAGAUGCUGUCCCAGGACCGCCUCCUCGCCGCCAACAUGGCGUCCGACGAGCGCGUGGAGAACAAACGCUUCAUCCGCCGGCUUCAGCAGGAACAGACGGAGAGGGAGAUGGAGGAGUCCAUCGCUAAGGCAGAGGAGUCUCGUAAACAGCGAGAGCAGCAGAUGGAGCAGGAAGACCGACUGGCCAGGGAGAUGGAGAGGAUCAAACUGGAGACCAUGAGGGACGAGAAGAUGAGACAACAGAUCAGGGAAAACAGUUUGGAGCUGCGUGAGUUAGAACAGAAGCUGAAGGCUGGAUACCUGAACAAGGAGAGGGCAGCACAGCUGGCAGAGAAAGAAGCCAUCAAGUACGAUAAAAUGUCCAGAGAGGCGGAGAUUGCUCGGCUGAUGAAGGAGGAGUCAGAGCGAGCGUCCAAGCUUGAGAUGGAGCAGGAGGAGGCCAGGUACCUGGAGAAGAUCCGCUACCAGCAGGAGCUGGAGAGACAGCUGGAGGAACAGGAGCAGAAGAAACAGCAGGCUUACGAGGAGUUCCUCAAGGAGAAGCUGAUGAUAGACGAGAUCGUGCGUAAGAUUUACGAGGAGGACCAGCGGGAGAUGGAGAUGAAGCUGGAGAAGCAGCGCGCCACGCAGCGCUUCAUCGAGGAGUUCAAGACCAAACGGGAGGACUGGAAACGGCUGGAACGAGAGAGGAUGGAGGAGGAGAACAGAAGAAUCCUGGAGUUUGCGUCGGUUCAGCAGGCACGGGAAGAACAGCGUAUGGCGGAGAUGAAAGAACGGGAGGAAGCCAAGGCCAAAGUACAGUCUGAGCUUGCGAAGCGGGUUGCGGCAGCGAAGGAGGAGCAGGAUGAGAUGGAGCGUAUCCGGAUGGAACUGGUUCUGGAGGAGCAGGAGGAGGCGGAGAGACAGAAGGAGAUGGACGAGUUUGAGCGCCGCAUCAGACAAAGGCUGGAGCUGCAGAAAACUCACCGUGAACAACUGGAGUACAAGAGACUCCGGCAGGAGGCGGAGAGAGAAGAGGAAGAAGACUUCCGUCAGCAGAUGUUGGCGAAGUUUGCGGAGGACGACAGAAUCGAGCAGAUGAACGCGCAGAAGAGACGCAUGAAGCAGCUGGAGCACAAACGUGCCGUGGAGAAACUUAUUGAAGACAGGAGGAAACAGUUUGCCGAGGACAGGGAGCGUGAGUUGGCAGAGCGUAUGGAAGAGGAGCGGGCGCAGGCCUUCCGCCGACAGAUCAUCGAGGAAGAGCGGCAAAAACUGCUCCGAGAACAUGCAGAGAGGCUGCUGGGAUACCUUCCAAAGGGCGUGCUUAGAGACGAGGGUGACCUCGGCAUGUUUGACGAGAAGUUCAGAAAGGCGUACACCGAGAGACAGAUAGACCCGUACGCGGACAUGUGGGAGUGAGCGCAGUUCAUAGAAUAGCCAGAAUUUCUUGCAUUAGGG
Messenger RNA from Branchiostoma belcheri (Belcher's lancelet), 1652 nucleotides. Its product is annotated as meiosis-specific nuclear structural protein 1-like. Gene Ontology annotation, cellular component: motile cilium. Gene Ontology annotation, biological process: cilium organization. The coding region runs from base 120 to 1613 and encodes 497 amino acids. The transcript has 11 exons. NCBI's taxonomy places the organism in Eukaryota, Metazoa, Chordata, Leptocardii, Amphioxiformes, Branchiostomatidae. The record is from RefSeq and is a predicted model, not a curated record.